This is a messenger RNA of Nematocida parisii ERTm1, 375 nucleotides long. RefSeq lists its product as uncharacterized. Gene Ontology annotation, cellular component: nucleus. NCBI's taxonomy places the organism in Eukaryota, Fungi, Microsporidia. The transcript has a single exon. The coding region runs from base 1 to 375 and encodes 124 amino acids. The record is from RefSeq and is a predicted model, not a curated record.
AUGGAAGAGUUCAAAAAAGAAAUAAAAAGAGUACUUAAAGACAAAGACACUGGAAAGAGAGAAAACAGGCAAGCAGAAGUGCUUAAAAUAACUAGAGAGAGAACAAAGUAUUUAUACAAGCUAUACCAGCAGAAUAAAAUCACAGACAAAGAGUUAGGCAAUUACAUAAGAAAGGAGGAGUGCGAUAUGCUUCUAAUACAGCACUGGAAGAAGGCAGAGAAGAGAGAAGUAGUAAAAUAUGUAUGUUGUAUGCUUUGUAUACGAAAAGGGAGGAGGUGUAUAUGCAGGAAGGUAUCUGGAACUGUUUGUACUAAUUGUUUGUGUUCUGGUGAGUGCAUGGUAGCAGUGCAUAAAGAUAUGGAUUGUUUUGAGUAA